This is a messenger RNA of Podarcis lilfordi (Lilford's wall lizard), 417 nucleotides long. Lineage: Eukaryota; Metazoa; Chordata; Lepidosauria; Squamata; Lacertidae. The record is from the annotation of a GenBank genome assembly.
AUGCCGAAGCCUGCGCGCGCUGAGAUCAGCGCGCCCAGGCUUCGCGGACCUCUCCGCGAGCAGCGGCAGCGCUGCCGCUGCUCGCGGAGAGUUGCCGGCAUGCCGAAGCCUGCGCGCGCUGAGAUCAGCGCGCCCAGGCUCCGCGGACCUCUCCGCGAGCAGCGGCAGCGCUGCCGCUGCUCGCGGAGAGUUGCCGGCAUGCCGAAGCCUGCGCGCGCUGAGAUCAGCGCGCCCAGGCUUCGCGGACCUCUCCGCGAGCAGCGGCAGCGCUGCCGCUGCUCGCGGAGAGUUGCCGGCAUGCCGAGCCUGCGCGCGCUGAGAUCAGCGCGCCCAGGCUCGCGGACCUCUCCGCGAGCAGCGGCAGCGCUGCCGCUGCUCGCGGAGAGUUGCCGGCAUGCCGAAGCCUGCGCGCGCUGA